AAUCAGACACUCGUUGAAACAGUCGCUAAUGUGCGUUCGCGCGCCAAUGGAUUACCAGACACCAACUUACCUAAAUAGUAACAGUGAUAAUAAUUUUAUAAGUACCAUAAAUAAUAUUAAGUGAUAUCGGUUAGUUUAUAACCCCCACAGUCCACAUUUUAGAAUACGUUUUUCAUUUUUUAAAUUGAAUAAAUACAUAAUGACCACUAAUAUGAACCGAUGGAAAGGCAAAGUGGCGUUAGUUACUGGCGCCAACGGAGGUAUAGGCAUGGCAAUCACUAAAAGACUGUUGGAUUUGAACCUUGCAGUCGUGGCCAUUGAUAAACAGACUGAACUCUUGUUGGAACUGAAAAAUGAAAAAAAAACGACAAAUCUCUACCCGUUAAACGUGGAUCUAUGUCAUGAGGAAGAGAUCAUACGAACGUUUCAAUGGGUCGAAGAAACGUUCGGUGGCGUCGACAUACUCAUAAACAACGCUGGUGUCGGCGGACGGUCUACACUCAUAGAUGGUACUGUAUCGGAAUGGAAAAGAAUAUUGGAUGUUAAUGUAAUAGCGUUAAGUGUUUGUUCACGUGAGGCAGUUAGAUCCAUGAAUAGUCGCAACUUAGAAGACGCUCACAUUAUUCAUUUGAGCAGUAAUCUGGCGCAUUAUGUUCCUUCAUAUGGCCCGUUCCACUUCUAUUCUGCGACUAAACACGCUGUACGAGCACUCACGGAAGGGUUGAGGCAAGAAUUAAGAGCAUUGAAAAGUCCAAUCAAGGUCACGUGUCUUAGUCCGGGUCUAGUGAAAUCAUCAAUUUUCAAAAAUUCAUUAGGAGAAAGCUUUGAUAAACAUUUAUAUGAAGCGUACCCCAGUAUUUCUCCAGCAGAUGUAGCAUCUACCAUUGAAUUUAUAUUAGCCACUCCUCCACACGUUCAAGUGCAAGAUAUUAUCAUCAAACCUAUAGGUUCAGAGGCGUGAUUUAAAUGAUCUUCAAAUCACAAGCACUAUAUUAUGUCAUAAGAUUUAUCUCAAAAUAAAAUAAAAAUGUAUUAGUAAAUAAUAUUUUUCAUUAAAAUACAAAGUCUAUGGUUUCUAAAUAUAAAUAUGUAUAAAUAAUAUAUACAUACUAUACAUAUACAUAUAAGAAAAAGAAAAAAACAAUAAUAAAAUAAUGAUUCUUAAUAUUACAAUAUUUUACUUGAUAUUUACAAAAAAAAAAAAAAAAAUAAAAAUAUUAAAUCAAUAUUAGUUAGGUGAAAACAAAAUAAACAUUGAUGUUCAUAUGAUAAUUUAAAUAUGUAAAUAAAGUAAAUCACAGUUACUAAACUCGUUCGUGCUAUUUAGUUAAGUUAUUUUGUAAGUGAUAUCCUUAGAUGUUAAUGUUAUUUGUAAAAAUGUUUAUUUUGGGUUUUAUACAACAACCAAGAGUUCAAUCACAUGUAUUCAUUGAUUUUAUUACCAGCUGAUAUAAGUUAAGCAUACAUAAAAUAAAUAUAUGUAUACAGAAAAUCUAAACAUUAAUAAAGUUCGUUUUUCCUCUC
Messenger RNA from Aphis gossypii (cotton aphid), 1524 nucleotides. Its product is annotated as dehydrogenase/reductase SDR family member 11-like. NCBI's taxonomy places the organism in Eukaryota, Metazoa, Arthropoda, Insecta, Hemiptera, Aphididae. Gene Ontology annotation, molecular function: oxidoreductase activity. The transcript has 5 exons. The coding region runs from base 200 to 961 and encodes 253 amino acids. The record is from RefSeq and is a predicted model, not a curated record.